CUGGCCAAGCUGCGAGCCGCAAAAAUUGCGAGGUCGGUAUUUAAAGCUUCGUGCUCCCUCCCCUCCAACUUUAUCCCUAACAACAAACGCCCCAACUCAUCUACAACCAACCCUCGGAGCCAAGCAACAGCACAAUAUGAAGGGCAUUCUGCCGGCCGUCGGCCUCAUCCUCGCCUUUUUCGGUGUGGUGGCCGUGGCCAUCUACGAAACCGUCAUCGCAAACCAACUCUCCCUCCCGACCUCCCCGCUCGCCAUCCCAACCCUCAUCCUCCCCUUUCUCGCCCUCCUCAACGCCCUCUACGCGCACCGCGUCUCCGCCGCCCGCCAGCGCCGCCUCACCACCACCACCAACACCACCACCAACACCGCCAACACCAACAACAAACAGCCAGCCAACCCUUCCCCAAACCGCCACCGCCCCUUCCUCACCGCCGCCGCGCUCCAGGCGCUCCAGGCCCUCGCGUCGACCGUGCUCGGCACGCUGCUGGCCGCGGGCGCGGGCGCCCCCGCCGCCGUGGCGCCGUGCCUGCUCGAGGCGGCGUGGCGGCGCAUGUACAGCGCGCACGACGAGGCCACCAUCCGCCGCAUCCAGGACCGCCUCGCCUGCUGCGGCUUCAACUCGCCCCGCGACCGCGCCUGGCCCUUUGCGCGCGGCGGCGAGAACGGGGUGCCGGCCGACCGCUGCGAGGCCAUGUGGGGCCGCCACACGGCCUGUCGGGGCCCCUGGACGGCCGCGACGCGGUGGAACGCCGGGGUCGAGCUCGGGGUGGUUCUGGUUGUGACUUCGUUUCAGAUCGUCUCCGUACUCAUGCUCGCCCGGAGCUCUUCCCCCCGCCGCAACGGCGGCAGCAGCCGCGGCGCCGCCUGGCUCGACAGCAUGUUUGGCGACCAGCAGGGGUCCUCUUCAUCGUCCUUGUCGCCGGACCAGAACCACCAGCAGCGGCGCCUGUUGGCCAACGGCGACGAGGGCGCCUACACGGACCGCGUCCGGGAAGAAGAAGACGGGGCCGACGACGAAGAGGCCGGGACCCGCAGCGCCGGCGCCCCUCUACUUGGGGGCGGCGCUGCCCCCAACAGCGCUGCUGCCGGGGGCGGCGGUCACGCAAACGGGCCGCGCCUGGAGCCCUCGCUGCUGGGCGCCGGCGUCCACGAGAGGAACGAGUGGCGGGAUGACGUCUGAUGCCGCCGAGAGAGUAAGCAACGGUAUCCAUUGUCUAGAGAGCUUUGUUGCCUGUUGUCUCCGGAGAACUUUGUCAAAGGAUACAAGAGACGAGAUGACAGGCACCGGGGACAUUGCACUCGUGGUUUGGGAUGGGAAAAUGGUCAUCAAUAUGCUUGAUAGGUGAAGCAAAGGUUUGCCAACAGGCGCCAAAAUUUCAAUGAGCAGGAGACGAACAGCAAAUACAGGGGUGUGUGCCCGUGGGCCAGGAAGAAAAGAGACAGAGAAAAAAAGUAUGUAGUACAAUCGUAUAGUCCCAACAACUACAGUUCACGGGGCGCAGUCGGUACAUGCACAGGGUUCGGC
Messenger RNA from Gaeumannomyces tritici R3-111a-1, 1525 nucleotides. RefSeq lists its product as hypothetical. The coding region runs from base 137 to 1180 and encodes 347 amino acids. The transcript is spliced from 4 exons. The record is from RefSeq and is a predicted model, not a curated record. Lineage: Eukaryota; Fungi; Ascomycota; Sordariomycetes; Magnaporthales; Magnaporthaceae.